UGAAAACCAUUUCUGCUGACCAGAAAGUUUUCACCCCCAAUGUCUUGCUUCUUGAAAUUAGGUGGAAGAAGGCUCUUCCUCCUUCUUGAGCUUUGACGCUUGUUUUCACUUUUCUGAAGGUUUCAUGAGUAAUGACACUCACUAUCAAAGAUGUCUUUGCCCUGACGUGCCUUCCUCCUGCACACUUAACUUCUUUUAAGUUUUCGCAUUCAUUCACCUGCCCAAAAGAAGCAAUUGCGCUUUUAUUUGUUGCAAAACGAGUUCAUGGCUUGGGCUCCAUUUUGUACAAUGAAGAGUGUUCGUUUUACCUCUUGUGGCUCUGUAGAUCAUUGUUCAAAAUUACUUCCGAGGAGGAUUAUUUCCACCUAUGUGCUAAUUGCUUGAGCUCAAGCACAAGGAAUUUGAGUAGCCAUGGGCCCUAUGUUUCCGGCUGAUUUUUACAGCAGAGCUAUGGUAUUGGCUUGUGCUUCUCCAUGUAAUGUAAUACCCUAGGGGGUCAUUUAUGGUUUGUUCAGCUUUGGGCAUACACCUAUUUCCAAAGAUGAGUCCAACUCCUAUGGACAGCAUUGGUCCGAUGCCAUGCCAGAUACGACAAGCUCUAGGACAUUCCGUCAUUCAAACAGUGGUUUGAUAAUUCUCCAAAUAUGGUAGAACCUACAAUAUUGUAGAUUUCAAGCCUUUCAAUGAAAUGAAAUUUGGGCUCUUGGAAUUUAAGACCCUAUAUUCUAUGGCAGAUGAUGAUAAGACUCGAGCCAUAUACGCCAACAUUCUCCAAACUUGAGAUUUACUUGUUUUUGGCUAGAGAUAUAUAGUCCUUUUGUUGCACGCCAACUAGGCUUUGAGCAACUAGUAUCUUUUCCCCGAGUCUAUACUGAAAUAACCCAGGUACUCAAGAAGAAGCUUGAGGAAAGAAGAGAUCACUUCUUUUGUGAAGAAGAGUAAAGAUUUGGCAAAGAAGUUCAUUUUUCAGUGUUUUAUACAUUGCUCGGGCACUUCUGCCAAAUUUCAAGACGGAUGGGAUGGAUAUAUGGCAGCUGGUUUUUUUUUUUUUUUUUUUUUUCAUCGCUCAUCACUCAUAAUCCAUCACUUAAAAAUACAUAACUUGUUUGGCACCAUUACAUACUUCCAUUACUCAAUAUUUUUCACACUAUUUAUGGCCAUUUAUGCCAAAGGGUCAGAGCAAACUGUUUUGUUACCCGCAAAAGGCUUUCCUCCCCGUCUUUUUCUCUUUUCUUAUUUUCCCUUUCCGCUUCAGCCCUGUCACUCUCACAAAGCACAAACCCGAACCCAUAAAAAUUUCUCGUUGCAUUUUGAAGGUCAUCAAAGUCCCUGAAGGCUUUGAUUAUGAACUCUGCAACCGCAACGAUAUCAACAGGAUUCUGGGUCCUAAAGCUUCUUGCAUUUCCUUCAAAGACUCUGCUUGUCAUUGCUUUGGCUACAUGGUGUUCAAGAAAAACAUCACAGUCUGUAAAGAAAAUCAUUGAAAUCAAUCCUUACAUGCUUGGCACUAUGGCUGGAGGAGCUGCUGACUAUCAAUUUUGGCACAGAAAUCUGGGCAUUAAGUGCCAAUUGCACGGAUUGGCAAACAAGCACAGAAUUUCAGUGACAGGGGCAUCAAAGCUGUUGGCAAACAUUCUGUACUCUUACUGUGGAAUGGGUCCGUCUGUUGGGACCAUGAUUGCUGGAUGGGAUGAGAUUGUAAAGACACAUGACUGUAUCAUGUCAUGUUAUUUUGUACUCUUUUAAGCAGACUCUUGUAAUUUGUAAUUUCUAUGGGUUGUAGAUAGUAUUACUUUCCUUUAAAUAUCAGAUAUAAGAGCAAGAAUUAGGGACUGAAUUGUAGGACUGAAUUGAGGACUGAAUUUGUAAUUUGUAUUCUUUACUCCUCCUCCCUGCUUUCUGCCCAGGUUUAUGGAUGUAUGGGAGGACUGAAUUGAGGGCUAAGCAUUGAAAUUUGAAAGAGUUCCUAGAAUUUUGUAAUUUCAGGCAAGAA
Molecule: messenger RNA, 1993 nt
Organism: Quercus lobata
Lineage: Eukaryota; Viridiplantae; Streptophyta; Magnoliopsida; Fagales; Fagaceae
Product: proteasome subunit beta type-5-like
Exons: 3
Coding region: 1345-1746 (133 amino acids)
Cellular component (GO): cytoplasm; proteasome core complex
Source: RefSeq, a predicted model, not a curated record